Malania oleifera is the source of this 1893-nucleotide messenger RNA. RefSeq names its product copper-transporting ATPase HMA4-like. Gene Ontology annotation, molecular function: metal ion binding. Gene Ontology annotation, biological process: trehalose biosynthetic process. NCBI's taxonomy places the organism in Eukaryota, Viridiplantae, Streptophyta, Magnoliopsida, Santalales, Ximeniaceae. The transcript has a single exon. The coding region runs from base 1 to 1893 and encodes 630 amino acids. The record is from RefSeq and is a predicted model, not a curated record.
AUGAUAAAAUCAGGGGUAGAAGGUUCUGGUUUUCAAGUUGAUGAGUUUCCAGAGUUAGAUAUAGCAGUAUGCCGGCUGGAAAUCAAAGGAAUGACAUGCACCAACUGUGCCGAGUCUGCUGAACGUGCCCUUUUAAUGGUUGAUGGAGUGAAGAAAGCUGUGGUUGGUCUUGCCCUUGAAGAAGCAAAGGUCCACUUUGAUCCAAAUUUCACUAAUACUAAUCACAUCAUUGAAGCAAUAGAAGAUGCCGGCUUUGAAGCCGAUCUUAUAAGCUCUGGAAAUGAUGUUAACAAAGUGCACCUAAAACUUGAAGGAGUGAGUUCUCUGGAAGAAAUGAAUUUUGUUCAAUCCUCUCUUGAGUUUGCUGAAGGUGUGAAUCAAGUUGAAAUGGACAUGGAGGGAAGUACAGUAACUGUUAGUUAUGACUUGAAUCUUACUGGCCCAAGAUCUCUUUUGCACUGCAUUCAGGAAGCUAGGCAUGACACCAAAAAGUACAAUGCAACCUUGUUCAAUCCUCCUAGACGAAGAGAAAGAGAGAGGGAGCAUGAAAUACAGAUAUAUAGAAACCAGUUCUUCUGGAGCUGCCUAUUUUUAGUUCCUGUUUUUGUUUUCUCUAUGGUACUUCCAAUGCUUCAUCCUUAUGGCAACUGGUUAGAUUAUAUGGUGUACAACACGUUCACUAUUGGCAUGCUUCUAAGAUGGAUCCUUUGUACACCAGUGCAGUUUAUUGUUGGUCAAAGGUUUUAUGUGGGAUCGUACCAUGCUUUGAGACAGAGAUAUGCUAAUAUGGAUGUUCUGGUUGCACUGGGAACCAAUUAUGCUUAUGUCUAUUCUCUGCAUAUAGUUAUUAAAGCAUUGACUUCUGAGGAAUUUGAGGGACAAGAUUUCUUUGAGACUAGUGCCAUGUUAAUAUUUUUUAUUCUCCUAGGAAAAUAUUUGGAUGUGGUGGCUAUGGGGAGGACAUCAGAUGCAUUGGCAAAACUGACAGACCUUGCCCCUGAGACAGCUUGUCUGCUUAUAUUGGACACUGAUGGAAAUGUUGUCUCAGAGAUGGAAAUCAACACUCAAUUGAUACAAAGGAAUGAUAUUAUUAAGAUUUUUCCAGGAACAAAAGUUCCUGUUGAUGGGGUUGUAGCCAUGGGUCCUAACUUCAGGAAGCUUUCCGUUGAUCACCUUGUUAGUGCCUAUGUGAAUACAAAUACUCAGUUGAUACUUUUGGACUAUGAGGGGACUAUGAUGUUGGAAUCUUCCGUGGACAAAACUCCUAGCAAUGAAGCUAUUACUGUGUCAAAUGCUUUGUGCAGUGAUCCCAAGAACGUUGUUUUUGUUAGCAGUGGUAGAGGGAAGGAUUCUCUCAACAAAUGGUCUUCUACAUAUGAAAAAUUAGGAAUUUCACGAGAGCAUGGUUCCUUUAACAGGUGGACUAGGGAUUUCCCAUGGGAAUCUUGCCCAUUAAUAAUGGAAUUUGAUUGGAAAAAGAUGGUAGAACCUGUGAUGGAGCUUUACACUGAAACAACUGAUGGCUCUUCUAUAGAACAGAAGGAAGGCGCGCUUGAAGGUGAUCUUACUAAUGAGCCUGUCGUUGUUAAAACAGGUCAACACAUAGUUGGAGUGAAGCCACAGGGUGUUAGCAAAGGCUUGGUAGUGGAAAACCUUAUAUCGACCAUGCGAAGUAGAGGAAAGGCCCUAGAGAAACAUCUUUUUGCAAAACCUAAUUCUCUGAUCCAAAGCUACUGUUGGUUUGUGCAUGUAAGAGGGGAGAUAGAAGACAAAUGGCGUUGUUCAAAGAAGCACUGCCAAGAAAUCCUACAGCAGGAGAAGGAAGAUGCAAUGUGGGAGUGGUAUCAUACAUUGAAGGAGAAGUUUUCUCACCUUGUGGGCAAGGUGCUCUAA